UGGCUCAUUCCUCAGAGAAAAACCCAGACGGAGCAAACGUUGACCCAAGUUGAGCAGAAGUCCUCAGGCUUACACUUCUAGAAUGCAAAAACAUACUCCUAGUUUAGGUUAGACCGUUUGUACAUUUUCAUUUAAUAUUUUUUUUAAAUAUUAUUUUGCAUGUAUAUCAUUAACUUUGCUUGAGUACAGCUGUGUGGAAACUUUUCUUUGGGAGUUUGAUUUACUGCGAAUCUCAUAGGCAUAUGAGGCUGAUACACGGCACUAUGGAUCUUAUAUUAGCAGUGGCAUUCACCUCCUGGCUGGCUCCUGUGCUUGGAUCAGCAUUUGGCAGGGAGGUUUUUGCCUCAGCAGCAGAAGAUGAGAAAGACUAUGACAGCCCUUUUCAUUAUGAUUAUGAAUCUCUGAGAAUCGGCGGACUGGUUUUUGCUGUUGCUCUGUUCCUGCUGGGCAUUUUCCUCAUCGUCAGUCGAAAGUGUUCCUGUUCAAAGAGCGACAAGUCAAGGUCCAGGGGUCCUGAAGUUGAAUCAGCUGUCCAAAGAGCUUAACAGCGGCUCUAUUAAAAACUGCUUGCCGGAACCCACCACUAGGUGGCAGCAAAUACAAUGAAGACAGCAGAGAAAAACCCUUCCAGGAGGACAGCAUUGAGCUUUUUUUAAAUGCCAUAAUCCAGCUGUUGUUUCUUUUUUCUCUCUCCAUUUUUAUGUUUUUAUCAUCAGUAUUUGUCGCUUGAUGAUGUUUCAUGUUUUUACAGUAGUGAUGGUGUGAUUCUCAUGUGUAUUUCUCUGAUUGUCAAACAAAUGCUAAAUAAUAAAGCAAACAUCUAAAAAAAAA
This is a messenger RNA of Cyprinodon tularosa, 831 nucleotides long. RefSeq names its product FXYD domain-containing ion transport regulator 6-like. The coding region runs from base 243 to 545 and encodes 100 amino acids. Gene Ontology annotation, molecular function: sodium channel regulator activity. Gene Ontology annotation, cellular component: membrane. The record is from RefSeq and is a predicted model, not a curated record. NCBI's taxonomy places the organism in Eukaryota, Metazoa, Chordata, Actinopteri, Cyprinodontiformes, Cyprinodontidae. Gene Ontology annotation, biological process: regulation of sodium ion transmembrane transporter activity. The transcript is spliced from 10 exons.